This is a messenger RNA of Papaver somniferum (opium poppy), 599 nucleotides long. RefSeq names its product basic blue protein-like. The coding region runs from base 53 to 469 and encodes 138 amino acids. Lineage: Eukaryota; Viridiplantae; Streptophyta; Magnoliopsida; Ranunculales; Papaveraceae. Gene Ontology annotation, molecular function: electron transfer activity. The record is from RefSeq and is a predicted model, not a curated record. The transcript has 2 exons. Gene Ontology annotation, cellular component: plasma membrane.
CAUUCAGCUGAUUGUAGAUACGAAUAGUUGAUUUCGACGAUCAAUAGGUGCCAUGAAAGCAUCAGUAGCAAGCAAUCUUGCAGUGAUCAGUUUCUACUUGCUAAUUAUCGGGUUUUCAUCAAUCUCUGUUUACGUUAACGCCUCAAGGAAUCAUAUUGUCGGUGGGGAUCGAGGAUGGCGUUUCCCUUCAAAAUCAUCGUAUAAUAUAUGGGCUCUUCACAGAUCCUUUGCUGCAGGAGAUACUCUUCAUUUUAAGUACUCUCGUGGAGCACACAACAUUGUUCGAGUUGAUGCUGCUGGAUACAGAAAAUGCAAGGUCUCUGCAACGGAAUCAGCCAAAGCAGUGUCGUCAGGAAGUGACAAGAUACUGCUUAAAAAAGGAAUUAAUUACUUUAUUUGUAGCUUACCAGGCCAUUGCGCUGCAGGAAUGAAGAUGAAAGUACAUGUUAAAAAAAAGAAGGCGCAUUAACAUUACUGCAUUUAGUCUCAGACGGCGCUUAAGUAUUCCUUAAUAUAACAUACGGGGAUCCAUUUGUGAGAAUCCUUUAUCUUGGCUCCGCAUGGAUGGUACUGUAUAUAGAAAACUAUUUCUUGGGUUU